Molecule: messenger RNA, 3593 nt
Organism: Struthio camelus australis
Lineage: Eukaryota; Metazoa; Chordata; Aves; Struthioniformes; Struthionidae
Gene: TPH1
Product: tryptophan hydroxylase 1
Biological process (GO): serotonin biosynthetic process; aromatic amino acid metabolic process
Cellular component (GO): neuron projection
Molecular function (GO): iron ion binding; tryptophan 5-monooxygenase activity
Source: RefSeq, a predicted model, not a curated record
AUCACAGGGUUCAGAUGGCUGGCAGAGGCAUGAGGGAGCAGAGCUGUUUCAUGAUGGAGUUAACUAAGUCUAAUUACAUAAUGAUCGAAGAUAAUAAAGAGAACAAAGACCAUUCAUCUGAAAGGGGCAGAACAGCCAUCAUUUUUUCCUUGAAGAAUGAAGUUGGAGGACUUGUAAAAGCCCUAAAACUCUUUCAGGAGAAGCAUGUGAACCUGGUGCAUAUUGAAUCACGGAAAUCCAAGAGAAGAAACUCUGAGUUUGAGAUCUUUGUGGACUGUGACAGUAACAGGGAACAACUGAAUGAGAUCUUCCAGCUCCUGAAAUCCCACGUCAACGUUAUCUCUAUGAACCCAAUGGAGCACUUCACCGUACAGGAAAACGACAUGGAGAAUGUUCCCUGGUUUCCGAAGAAGAUCUCAGAUUUGGAUAAGUGUGCAAACCGAGUGUUGAUGUACGGGUCCGAUUUGGAUGCUGACCAUCCAGGUUUCAAAGACAAUGUCUAUCGCAAGAGGCGAAAGUAUUUUGCAGACCUGGCUAUAAACUACAAACAUGGCGACCCAAUUCCCAAGAUUGAAUUCACUGAGGAGGAGAUCAAGACUUGGGGGACUGUAUUUAGAGAGCUUAACAAGCUUUACCCUACUCAUGCCUGCACAGAGUACCUAAAAAACUUACCCUUGCUCACCAAAUACUGUGGGUACCGGGAAGACAAUAUCCCCCAGCUGGAAGAUGUGUCCCGCUUCCUGAAAGAACGCACAGGCUUCACCAUUCGGCCAGUUGCUGGAUAUCUGUCACCCAGAGACUUCCUGGCAGGCUUAGCGUUCAGAGUUUUUCACUGCACUCAAUACGUUAGGCAUAGUUCAGACCCUCUCUAUACACCAGAGCCUGACACCUGUCACGAGCUCCUAGGCCACGUCCCUCUUCUGGCUGAACCCAGUUUUGCUCAGUUCUCCCAGGAAAUUGGUCUCGCAUCACUUGGGGCAUCAGAUGAGGCUGUCCAAAAACUGGCAACUUGUUACUUCUUCACUGUGGAGUUUGGUUUGUGCAAGCAAGAGGGACAGCUAAGAGUUUACGGCGCUGGCUUGCUCUCUUCAAUUAGUGAGCUCAAGCAUGCCCUCUCUGGCAGUGCCAAAGUCAAGCCCUUUGAUCCAAAGGUUACCUGCAAGCAAGAAUGCCUCAUUACAACUUUCCAGGAGGUUUACUUUGUUUCUGAAAGUUUUGAAGAAGCAAAAGAAAAGAUGAGAGAGUUUGCAAAAACCAUCAAGCGCCCAUUUGGUGUCAAGUACAAUCCGUAUACACAAAGUGUGCAGAUCCUGAAAGACACCAAGAGCAUUGCCAGUGUGGUGAAUGAGCUCCGUCAUGAGCUGGACAUUGUCAGCGAUGCCCUCAGCAAGAUGGGCAAGCAACUGGAAGUUUAACACCCCAAGUGACAGUGUGGUGCACUCGGCCAACUCUUUUCUUUUGCUCACUGAUUGCGUUCUAGGCAUGAAAUGUGUUGUAUACAGAACUCUCACCUUUACAAAUAGACAAAUGAAUGGCUAUAAGGAUAAUCACUUUAUCUUGUUCCUCUCUUUAAAGUCCCUUACAAAAUUUAUUCCACUCCUGCCUUCAUCCCUCAUGGAUAAAAAAGGCCUGGAGUUGCCCACUGAGAGAAUAUAGAAUUUACUACUCUGGAGCAAAACUAGUGGUCUGUGUAUCCCAGGCGGGAUCAGAUGCUUCAGAGGGUGGGUUAUGAGGCAAUAAUGGAAUAAUUCACCCUUGGGAAAUGUCUCUUCUGGAUUCCAGUAGUCAGGAAAGCUUUACAGCAUGGAAAUUACAGUAAUCAGUGCUUCUAAGUCUAUGCUGCCAGGUUUAAAACUUGAAUGAUGACAACCCAAGCAUCAUUGCACAAAUAGCUGGAAGCUCGUCAUGAUAAUAUUUUGGGAAGGUCAAAUCUUGCUUUCAAAGGAAUCAUCCUUGCCCCUAAGGAAUGGCAAAUGCACUGAUUGGCAUGUUCCUAUUAGAAGGCAGAAAAACAGAGUCGAUUGUGGGAAAUCGAUUGUGUGAAAUCCUAAUUCUGUCUAACAGAUUUGUUACCAGCCUAAAGAGGGACAGGACAGCUGCUGCUGUCCCUGGUAUAGCACCUGAAGGGAGAUAGCAAGGAAAUACCGUUUGCCUUCUUCCUCACUGAAUGAAUUCAACCAAGAAUAUAGCAAGUGUUUAGGUACUGACUUAGUACAAAGCCUACAACCAUCUCCAAAUUACAAUUCAAUAGCCAAAACAGCUUCCCAGGACUAAGUGAAGCCCAGUUCUAAAAUAAUACCAAGUCUGAGGUGACGGCCAAAGUUCAGGGUCUGGUACGGCUUUCUGUAAGAGUAAACGUCACUUUGAUUUGACCUGGCAAGCUGCACAAAUAUAUUUAGUUUCUUUGGUAAGCCUGAACACCCUCAUUGCUAUCGAGCAAAUGAUAACUGAAAGGUCCACUAUGGCUAUAUGUGCAACUAUCUCGUAGUGCAGAAUGUACCUAAUUCUAAAGAGCACUUAACAGAUGGUGGGAAGCAGUGACCUGCUGAAUUGUCUCUAUUGCAAAGUAGCAAACUACCCAGGUUAAGAGUUUCAGGCAUCUUGCACAGAUGUAGAAAGCUGUGCUGGGUGCUAUUUCUGCCACCCAUGUAUAUGAAAUGAGUAUAUGGAAGGGGUAUAAUACAGCUGAAUGGGAGGUCUCUGAUAGCAUGCUAUUAAAUAUAUCCUGUCUAGGAACUGUAUCUUUGUAUGUAGAGGUGAUCAGAAAAUCCAUACAUGGUUUGCAGCUCUGAAGGUCACUGGAAAAAUGGGCUGAAAUCUUAAACACACUAGGCACCCUGGGCCAAGACUUUGAGAAGUGGGAAGGAUGUUGAAGAACGUGUUUGAAGCUCAGUUUGUGUUUCAUAUGCCUUUGGGUAGGCAAUACCCGCUCCAUGCGCAAGCGCGGGCCCGGUGUCUCCAAAUGCGUUCACUGUUUAAAUCGGAUCUCUUUUCUAUGACUUUGUCAACCCAGCAUUGCUCUUUCUAUGAAUGUGCUUUUACAUUUAGGGCAUACAGAAAUAGGCUACAAUGGUUGGGGCUUACAUCUCCCUUUUAAAUCGAUUUUAGGAGUUUCCUCUUUUUAAGGAAGGAACCUACUUCUUUUAAGCAAGUGAUAAGGGAGGAUCUAUUUUGCCUGCUUCUGUGAUGAUAGUAUUAAACUGCAUUUUUAAAAAAGAUGGGAUUAUGUUGUUGAAAAAUGCAUAGAUAUGUGUUACCGCACAUCUUUGAAUUAUGUAUCUGUUUUAAGUAGGAAACCUUAUACCUGUGAAGUGAGCACCUAAUUUCAAAUACAUUGGAAAAAUAACACUUGUAUCUUUAUUUGCACUGGUGUAACAAAAAAAAAGAAUGAAACUACUGAAACAGAAAAAUGUCUAUUUUGUGGUAGUAACAACAUGUGUGUUUAGCUUCAUGGCUUCCAAACCUCUGGCUAUGUUGAAACAGUAAUAAUUGAAAUAUUUUUAAACGGUUGCGGAGGCUUUAAAUGCCAAUGAAAUAAACACUGAUGCCUUGUUGGUAAUUGUUACAGAAGCACCCGAGCUUUUAAUUCAGCA